Molecule: messenger RNA, 897 nt
Organism: Ostertagia ostertagi
Lineage: Eukaryota; Metazoa; Nematoda; Chromadorea; Rhabditida; Trichostrongylidae
Source: the annotation of a GenBank genome assembly
AUGGUCGCCGUAAUUCUGGGUAUUUUGACGAUCAAGGGCGUUUCCAGUGCUUUCAUGUUCACCUUGAUGCUGCUUCCGCUGGUCGGUGGUGUCCUUCGUUUCAAAAGUGAAUGGGGAGUGGUGCUCACUCAUGUUGUGUUGCACACACCAUGCUAUGGAAUGGCGAUCUAUCUAUCGUCGCUGGUUCUAUCAAUUUUCAUUCCAAUUAUGGGCCGUACUGGAACGAAUCCUGAAUUAAUCGUGGCAGCUAUGACUAAUUUCUCGGCAUUCAUUAUCGUGUUCUCAUUGGUUGGGAAGACUCUUUUGAAACUCUUUGAACUCCUUAACAUUGGUGACAAUUUCUCCAAAAUAGAGUGCGUGUACGACAAUCCAUACUGCGAGAUACCGCUUUAUUUCCCAACACGGAACCGUAUUCAAGAGAGGCAUAUUCGUUACAAGACUGUGGACGAGACGCUGACGCUACCGGACACGAAAGUCACUUUGAUUCACAAAUCAGAAGACGAAAAGAAGCUUGUCUAUGAUUUUGUAGUGAGAGGUGGUAAUCAAAUGUCGAUAUUUAUGGUACCGCAAAGUGGUUGGCGCAUUGCCAACUGUACCUUGUCGGCUCCACGAAAAGAGUUGGACGAUCGACCACUUUUCCUGUUCUUCACCUGCAAUGGCGAUAAAUGCGGAGAAUUUGGAUUCCAGCUGACGUUAGGGCACCCCGGUGUACCGAACGGCGACGACGAUUCGCAGUUGCUGCUUGGUGUUGCCAGCCAUUACCUGUACGGACAAUACAUGCAGUCACAUACCAUCAGGCGCCUUCUUUCCGACAUCACCAAGAGACGGCAAAACGAUUCCGCUUGGGCGAUUACGGCCAGCGCGUGGAAUGUUGACUUGAUCUAUCAGUAUUAUUAG